AUGUCCAGCGCGGCCAGCAACUCAACAUCCGCGGACGGCAGCGCCACCGCCGCUGCUUCACCCUACAAGGUCUAUCUUCCGGGAGAGCGCCCGGACGAAAACAGAGCCAGCGAGAUUUUGACCAUCUGCAUCGUCCUCACCCUCUUGGCCGUGGGUUUCACUGCUUUGCGUGUUUAUGUGAGGAUGAGAUUUCUCAGCAAGCUCGCAUGGGAUGAUUAUUCGAUGGUGAUGGCAACGAUCACGCUGGUGUCAAUGACUGGAACUGUUUUCGCCCAGGUGUUCAACGGCGCCGGCCGGCACAUAGAGUAUAUACCACCGGCGGUUAUAGUCACUGGUUUACACUACAAUUUUGCCUCUCAACCUCUGUGUCUCGUCGCCCUAGGCUUCGCCAGAAUCAGCGUCGCCUUGUUUCUCAUCCGCCUCGCCAACUCCAAAAAGUACAAGUGGAUACUUUGGUUCCUUAUUGGGUUGACAGUUGUCCUUACUGUUGUUGGAGUCUGCCAAACACUCCUCCAAUGCCGCCCUAUGGCCUACGUCUGGGACAAGUCCAUCCCCGGAGGCGAGUGUGUAUCAACCGAGUACCUUGUCUACUCGUCCUAUGUCAGCUCGUCCCUGUCGUGCUCGUCCGACUUUGCGCUCGCCUCCUUGCCAAUCUUCAUGCUCCGCAACGUGCAGAUGAACCUGCGCGUCAAGCUGGCCGUCAUCGGCAUCCUGUCGCUCGGUUUCUUCACCGUCGCCGCAGCCAUCCUCAAGACCAUCUCCCUGACCAAGUGGGGCCUGCUGGGCGACUACCUCUGGGACACGGGUGACAUCACAAUCUGGUUCACGGUCGAGAUCUCCGUGGCCAUCAUCGCGGGGUCGACCCCCUGCCUCAAGCCCCUGUUCAAGCGCAUCCUCGACUCCACCAGGCGCUACGGCAGCGGACGGACCCCUCCCAACUACGUCUGCACCUGCGGCAAGCCGGCGCCCUCUUAUGCCUAUGGUUCGGGGGCCGGGUCCAAGGGCAGCAGCGGGAUCGUCGGGAGCAAGCAGUUGAGCAACAACACGAUAGGGUCCACGGGCAAGAAGCGCAACACCAGGCAGGCGGAUCCGUACGGCACGGAGGACUACGACAGCUUCGAGAUGCACGUAUCCCCGGGAGGUCCCAACAGCUACAGGCGGGAGACGAGAGACCUCGAGGCCGCAGCCGGCAUCGGUCCCGGCAACAUGAAUAACAGCAACACGGGCGAUAGCAAUAAAAACAAGCGAAUGACCAGGAUGGUUCCUACGCUCACGGUAAACGAGACGACGGUGACGAGAGGACGACAUUCGGAUGAGGAUAUUAUACUGCAAGGCACGGAUGGAAUUGUGAGGACGACGCACAUCACCAUGUCUGUGGAUGAUGUCAAGGAGAAGAGCGUGAAGGACAUGGUUUGA
Molecule: messenger RNA, 1416 nt
Organism: Pyricularia grisea
Lineage: Eukaryota; Fungi; Ascomycota; Sordariomycetes; Magnaporthales; Pyriculariaceae
Exons: 3
Coding region: 1-1416 (471 amino acids)
Source: RefSeq, a predicted model, not a curated record